Chaetomium globosum CBS 148.51 is the source of this 1557-nucleotide messenger RNA. RefSeq lists its product as uncharacterized. The transcript has 6 exons. Bases 1 to 1557 code for a protein of 518 amino acids. Gene Ontology annotation, molecular function: protein binding. Lineage: Eukaryota; Fungi; Ascomycota; Sordariomycetes; Sordariales; Chaetomiaceae. The record is from RefSeq and is a predicted model, not a curated record.
AUGUCGCUAAAACAGGAAAUCGAGACAUGGGUCGAGGCCCUGAAAUUCUACGACAACAAUGAGUUCGACGAGGCGCUCGCGUCGUUUGACAAGGUCUCGGACACCUCCAAGAUUCUGUUCAACAUGGGCGUCAUCAAUGCCACCCUUGGACAGCACGAGCAAGCAGUCGAGUGCUAUCAACGUGCCCUCAAGCUCGAUCAGUACCUCGCCGUAGCGUACUUCCAACAAGGAGUUUCCAACUUUCUAAUCGGCGAUUUCGAAGAAGCAUUAGCCAAUUUCAACGACACGCUCCUCUACCUCCGUGGCAAUUCAUUGAUCGACUAUUCGCAGCUAGGGCUGCUCUUCAAGCUCUACUCAUGCGAGGUCCUGUUCAACCGUGGUCUGUGUUACAUCUACCUGGAGCAGAUGGAAGCCGGUAUGCAGGAUUUGGAGUAUGCGAUGAAGGAGAAGGUGGUGGAGGACCACAACGUGAUUGAUGAUGCGAUCAGGGCUAAGGCCAAGGACUACACCGUCUUCUCAAUCCCCGUGGGCGUCGUCUACAGGCCAAACGAGGCCAAGGUGCGUAACUUGCAACAGAAGGACUACCUCGGGAAGGCACGGUUGGUAGCUGCUUCAGAUCGCAACAAUGCCUUCACGGGCUUUUCUGGCACUGAGCUAAACAAAGCGAUUACCGUUGAGGCCAAAGAUGACAGGCCAGCUGAAUCCCUCUCCUUUGCUGCGAGCAAUCUCGUCAAGCCUGGUCUCCAGAGCAGGAGACAACAAUCCGAGCCGCCAGGUAGCCGCAACGUCUUCCCCCCAACGCCACCUCCCGAGAAUGACAAGCCUGCGCCCAUGAGCCGCGGGCAGUCGGUACGAAAUGGGCCCAAGCCUAUCCCGAGCAGACUAAAUCUGGAGAAAGUCCGGUCCAACGAGCGCUACGAUAAAACGUCACCUGAGGAUGGGCGGCCACGGCCGACACGCUCUGCUUCGGCUGCGCCAUCUCGCGGCUUCUCCCAGCGCGACCCACCGCCGCGCCGAAGGAGGGACGAGGAAGAGGACGCUUACCCGGACGACGUCUACGACAUGUACGGCGACGGUGGCGGCUCCCGGGCUAGCAGGUCGCAAAGGGGCGGCGGCGGCCGGACUCGAGAACGAUAUAUUGAGGAAGAGGACGAGGACGGCUCCGACUACGACGACGCUUCGUUUGAUGAAGGCGAGUUUGAAAUGGUGUCGAACCGUCGGCCGGGACCGGGCUCGGUUGUGUCGGGUGGGUCGAAGAGGGGUUCGUCGAGACGGGACGCUCUCCGCACCAUCCGUGUCAAGGUGCACGCCGACGACGUGCGCUAUAUCGUGGUUGGCCCCGCCAUCGAAUUCCCGGAUCUCGUUGAGCGGAUCCAGGACAAAUUUGGCCUACGCCGCAGAUUUAAGAUCAAAGUCAGAGAUGAUGAUUCACCCGAGGACAUGAUCACGAUGGGUGACCAGGAUGACCUCGACAUGGUCAUGAUGGGCGUCAAACAAGUCGCGAGAAAGCAGAGGACGGAGACGGGAAAGAUGGAGGUUUGGAUUCAGGAAAUAUAA